AUGCAAGACAACUCGAGAACAAUGACAGAAAGGAUUGGAAUUCACUACCUAUUCGAAGAAAUCGGAAUCACAGGCUUGCGGCACUUGAAGGCUCGGAACUUGAGCGCCAGAUCAACCUGGUCGGGAAUACUUGUCCUAUUCACCGCGUUAACUUUGUACCAAAUUUACGAGCAGAUCGAUGAAUUUCUCGGAUUUCCAACAGUUACCAAUAUUGAAGCCGAAUACCCAUCGGAGAUUUUGUUUCCGGCUAUCGCUGUUUGUCCAAAUAAUCAAUAUCGAAUCUCGUACCUGGCGUCAAAAGAGGUACUGAAACGGGUACCGCCCGAUAACCGAACGAUUGGGGCGAAUUGGGCGUUUUUCAUCAAGACCAUCAACAGAAUGUGGGACGUACCUGCUGAAGAAUUUUUGCGAGAAGAAAAAUGCCUGGUAGUGGUUGCCACCAAGAAACUGACGCCACAGCAGCUCCAAUUGGAGAUUACCAGGACGAGCGGAAUAUACACCCGCUCGAACCUGACGCAAUGCGACGUCGAAAUGUAUUUCAGCUGCGCGCAAUUUAUCCAAAAAAGCAUGAAGUCGCAUGCUGGAAUUCUGAAGACGAGUUGCCUGCCCGCAUGUGAAUCAAAGGAAUUUAUCACUCAGCAAGUGGGUGAAAGUCAAAAUAUUCUCCGCUUU
This is a messenger RNA of Mesorhabditis spiculigera, 672 nucleotides long. The record is from the annotation of a GenBank genome assembly. NCBI's taxonomy places the organism in Eukaryota, Metazoa, Nematoda, Chromadorea, Rhabditida, Rhabditidae.